AUGGGGAAGCCGGGAGCAGCCACGGGCGCUGCGCCAGCGGCUGCGCGGUCCCGGAGCGCCCUCUGCUGCCCAUCCGCCGCCACGCCGCAGGGCUGGGGGGGCGCCCGGGGGCCUCGGGGACGCCCGGGAGCCUCGGGACACGGACACCUGGGAUCCUCGGGACACCUGGGAUCCUCGGGACACGGACACCUGGGAGCCUCGGGACACCCGGGAGCCUCGGGGACACCCGGGAGCCUCGGGACACCUGGGAUCCUCGGGACACCCGGGAGCCUCGGGGACACCCGGGAGCCUCAGGACACCUGGGAUCCUCGGGACACGGACACCUGGGAUCCUCGGGGACACCAGGGAUCCUCGGGACACCCGGGGGCCUCGGGACACGGACACCCGGGAGCCUCGGGACACCCGGGAGCCUCGGGACACCUGGGAGCCUCGGGACACCUGGGAGCCUCGGGACACCCGGGAGCCUCGGGACACCUGGGAUCCUCGGGACACGGACACCUGGGAUCCUCGGGGACACCUGGGAGCCUCGGGGACACCUGGGAGCCUCGGGGACACCUGGGAUACUCGGGACACCUGGGAUCCUCAGGACACGGACACCCGCGAUCCUCGGGGACACACGGGAUCCUCGGGACACGGACACCCGGGAGCCUCGGGGACACCCGGGAGCCUCGGGGACACCCGGGAGCCUCGGGGACACCCGGGAUCCUCGGGACACCUGGGAGCCUCGGGACACCCGGGAGCCUCGGGACACCUGGAAUCCUCGGGACACAGACACCUGGGAUCCUCAGGACAUGUUCACCUAGGAUCUUUGGGACAGGUCUCACACCUGCCUUUGAGGGAAGCAGGUCCCUGGUACCCACCUGACCAGCUGGAAUUUUCCUGAAAGCACACCGCACGUGGCUGGUAAAAUGAGCUGAAAUGAGCACAAGGGACCCUACAGUAGCUCCAGGAGAAGACUGGCCUGAUGUCCUUCCUGUAGGCACGGAAGAGCCAUGGGCCUCACACCCAGGGAACUUCUCUGGCCCCCUGGUAGAAACAUCUUUCUGUUUGUGCUGAAAACCAGGCGACCCAAAGCCCAGCAUUUCCACUGAAAGAGAAUCAUGCUUUCUGGCCACCUCUCUGCAGUCUGACCCUUAUGCCCCUGUUUGCCCAGCAGAGCAUAUUUCCUUCUACUGUAUGAAGGGAUUGUGUGACACUGAACACAACAUGCAG
Hirundo rustica (Barn swallow) is the source of this 1212-nucleotide messenger RNA. RefSeq names its product collagen alpha-2(I) chain-like. The record is from RefSeq and is a predicted model, not a curated record. Lineage: Eukaryota; Metazoa; Chordata; Aves; Passeriformes; Hirundinidae. The transcript has a single exon. The coding region runs from base 1 to 864 and encodes 287 amino acids.